Messenger RNA from Ostertagia ostertagi, 369 nucleotides. Lineage: Eukaryota; Metazoa; Nematoda; Chromadorea; Rhabditida; Trichostrongylidae. The record is from the annotation of a GenBank genome assembly.
AUGCAUGGAUUUUCCAUCGAUGUAGCGGUAAAUGAAGCUACUGCCAAGGUUUCAGGUGUUCAGGCAACUUAUGAGGCAUACCUGGAAUACAUGAGGCAACGCGGCGAAACUGAGAAAAGACUACCCGGCCUGGAGCAGUACACGCCACCUCAGCUGUUUUGGAUGUUCUACGCGAACCAUUGGUGUUCCAAGGAAGCUAAAGACGUUAUUGCCAUUCAGCUGAUGGUAGACGAACAUUCGCCAUCUUCGUGUCGAGUCAAUCAAGUGGUGCAGGAUAUCCCAGGUUUUGGCCAAAAUUUCGGUUGCCAAAUGACACAGAAAAUGUUCCCCACUCCGGAUGUCCGAUGUAAAGUCUGGGUCAUGACCUAA